AUGGCUGAUUCCACUUCCAUCAAUGCUUCCUCCACUCCUCCGGUGGUUACCUCCGCAGCUCCUCCUUCGGCCCCGCCGGCCAAAUCAGAUUUUCACCCGGCCCUAGCCGUUUCGAAUAUUAGGAAUAACAUUCCUAUUAUUCUUGACGUGGAGACUGACCGCUAUGGCACCUGGGCGGAGCUGUUCCGCAUUCAUGCUCGUUCUCACCGAGUUUUGCAUCACAUUGUCCCUACUGCGGACAAACCACCUCCACCAGUGACUGAUCCUGCCUAUGAGCAGUGGGCCACUUUGGAUGCUACGGUCCUUCAGUGGAUUUAUUCCACCAUCUCUGUUGACCUGAGGACUACUAUCAUGGAGCCUGGCUCCACUGCCUUCACUGCUUGGACGCAUCUAGCGGAUCUGUUUCAGGACAAUCAGAACGCUCGUGCAGUCACCCUCGAGCAGGAGUUCUCUACUGUUCGCAUGGAGGCAUUCCCGACCGUCGCUGCCUACUGCCAGCGUCUGAAGACGCUUUCUGACCAGCUUCGUGAUGUCGGUGCUCCUGUGAACAAUCAUCGUCUGGUUCUGCAGCUCAUCUCCGGCCUCACCGAUGCAUACAGGGGUAUUGCUACUUUGAUCCGUUAG
Molecule: messenger RNA, 624 nt
Organism: Lotus japonicus
Lineage: Eukaryota; Viridiplantae; Streptophyta; Magnoliopsida; Fabales; Fabaceae
Exons: 1
Coding region: 1-624 (207 amino acids)
Source: RefSeq, a predicted model, not a curated record